AUGGCUACAUCAUCAUCAAGAUCAGCUACAAUAGCUGAAUUACGUCGAAUGUUUUCUAACUUAGAUGCAACUGUAAUCGAAAGUGUUUUAACUGCUAAUAAUGGUCAAGUUGAUGUUACUAUUGAUCAUUUACUUACAAUGGCAAUUGAUACUGAAAAUCAAAAUAAUAUUCAACAAGCACUACCAACGAUACCACUUCGACAAUUACCAGUUGUUCCGAAUAUAUAUGAUGAUGAUCCACCACCUUAUCCUGGUCAUGAAACAACAGCUAAUAAUCAUACAACAACCAUGUCUUCUCUUCCUCAACGUUCAUCAUCAUCAACAGGAAAUAAUAAUAACCAAUCAAACAAUGCACAUAUGUCGGAAAAUGCUUAUUUUCAACAAGAUCUACAAAUUCGGCAAUGGCUAAAUACUGAUGGUCAAUAUCGCAUGUGUUAUAUUGGAGAUUUAACUGACGAUUUUCUUCGAUUAAAAUUUUUAUCAAAAUCUGAAUUAAAAAAAACUAUAUCUGGAGAAAAGAGUAAUACAUCACAAUAUCUUGAAGAUGAACGUUUAGCUAUACUUUUUCAAGAUGAAGAAUUUUUAAACGAACUUCGUCAUAAUAAAGAUUUUAUAACAACACUUCAUUCAGAUCAACCUAUUCAAUCUUCCACAAAUCAAUCACGUCGAACAACGAAUCUAUUAAGUACAAAACCAUUACCAUUACCUACACCACCAACAAUUGAAACAUCUAAAACACCAAAAGUUCGUGCAAGAAUGCUUCAGAAUGUUCUCACACAAAUUGAACAAGGACAAACAAUGAGAACAUCAAUGGUUCCGCAAGAAUCUAUCACUCAAAAUGAAGGAUAUUCUUAUGGAAAAGAUGAUAAAGAACGAAUUCCAUUACCACAUGCACCAUUUGUUCCUGAUUCUGAAUCAUUAAAAUCAGAAAGUAAUGAAGAAUUUAUUGCUCGAUUAAGAAAUAUGGGAAAAAGUUCAAUGGAAAAAUUUAACCAAUUAGCUCGAAAAUUUUCUACGCGUAAAGAUACAACAUCAAAUGUUGGAAAAUAUUCUAAACAAUCCAUUAUUCUUCUUUUUCCAUCAUUAUCAUCGCGACAUCGAUUGCUAGUCCAUCGACUUCGCGAUCAAAAUUAUUCAGAUCUAUUCAGUUUUUCUGUUGGUGAAGAAAAAAAUACUCGUCGAACAAUAGUUUGUUUCAAAUCACAACUUAUGGAUGAAACAACUAUGUAA
Adineta steineri is the source of this 1230-nucleotide messenger RNA. The record is from the annotation of a GenBank genome assembly. NCBI's taxonomy places the organism in Eukaryota, Metazoa, Rotifera, Eurotatoria, Adinetida, Adinetidae.